This is a messenger RNA of Choloepus didactylus (southern two-toed sloth), 1557 nucleotides long. It is a transcript of the gene EMC10, whose product is annotated as ER membrane protein complex subunit 10. The coding region runs from base 45 to 827 and encodes 260 amino acids. Gene Ontology annotation, cellular component: EMC complex. The transcript is spliced from 7 exons. NCBI's taxonomy places the organism in Eukaryota, Metazoa, Chordata, Mammalia, Pilosa, Megalonychidae. The record is from RefSeq and is a predicted model, not a curated record.
CGCGCGGCUGCGCCCCGCCCCUUGGCUAGUGGGAACUGGCUGCAAUGGCGGCGGCCGGCACGGGCACCGGUUGGCCGCUCCUACUCUUGCUGGUGGCGGCGACGGCGCCCAGUCGGGCCCGGGGCAGUGGCUGUCGGGCCGGGGUCGCGACACGGGGGGCCGGGGUGGAUGGCCGCGAGAGCGAGGGCUGUGGCACAGUGGCGCUGCUGCUGGAACACUCGUUUGAGAUCGAUGAUGGUGCCCACUUCCAGAAGCGGGGCUCGCUGCUGUGGAACCAGCAGGAUGGCACCCUGUCUCUGUCGCAGCGUCAGCUGAGCGAGGAGGAACGGGGUCGGCUCCGGGACGUGGCCGCCCUGAACGGCCUCUACCGUGUGCGGGUCCCGCGGCGGCCUGGAGCCCCCGACGGCCCAGAAGCUGCUGGCUACGUCUCCUCCUUCGUCCCCGCGUGCUCCCUGGUGGAGUCGCACCUCUCGGACCAGCUGACGCUGCACGUGGACGUGGCCGGCAACGUGGUGGGCGUGUCAGUGGUGACGCACCCCGGGGGCUGCCGGGGCCACGAGGUGGAGGACGUGGACCUGGAGCUGUUCAACACCACGGUGCAGCUGCAGCCGCCGGCCACGGCCCCGGGCCCCGAGACAGCGGCCUUCAUCGAGCGCCUGGAGAUGGAGCAGGCCCAGAAGGCCAAGAACCCCCAGGAGCAGAAGUCCUUCUUCGCCAAAUACUGGAUGUACAUCGUUCCUGUCGUCCUGUUCCUCAUGAUGUCGGGGGCCCCGGACGCGGGGGGCCAGGGUGGGGGCGGCGGAGGCGGUGGGGGCGGCGGCCGGUGAGGUCCCUGGGUCAACACCACCCCCAGCCCCCCACGUCCUCUGUCGUCCCAAGGAUGGGCCCUCCCCGCGCUGGUGCCAGCCCCGCCAUUGUCCGUGGGAGCCGACAGGCUGCGCCCCUGCGGGCGGAGUGGCUGGUAGGUGUCCUGCUGGGCCCCCCGCUGUCCCCUUUGCCCACAGGAUAGAGUCCAAGGCCCCAGUCUGGUGGCCGCUCUGCCCUGUCCCUUCUCCCCUGCCGAGCCCACGCGUCCCGGGAGCAUGCCGUGUUCUCCCCAGCCUCUGUGCCUUUGUCAUUGGCGUCCUCACCUGGUCUGCCCCCCAGCUUGUCUGAUCCUGCGCUGGGACACGAGCUUGCGCUCUCUUCCCCCGGGGAUGCUGGGGCCUGGCCUGGAGCUUGUGGCCCCUGGGAUGGGCUGGGGCAUGGGCUCCCCCGGGUGCUCAUCCUCUCCUGCCCUGCCCCCCGGGUGCCCUCUGUCUCCCCAGCGCCCGGACUCUGAGAGUCAGAGCCCUGCCCUCAGGAGGCCAGGCCGUCGUGGGUCUCUGGGCUUGAGAAAGUGUUUCAAGUUGAAAAGAAAAAUUCAGUGAAGGAAUGCAAGGCUGGAAACAGCAUUUCAGAGUUCCUUUCUCCCACUCCCCCUGGGCCGUCUCAGGGGCAGGUGCCGGGCUGUCUGCUCUCCAUCUCCCCCUCCCCCCUUAUUUCCCCUAAUUUAUAAACAUCAACAGUUUAUCACAA